Phaethon lepturus (White-tailed tropicbird) is the source of this 741-nucleotide messenger RNA. RefSeq names its product zinc finger homeobox protein 3-like. Gene Ontology annotation, biological process: regulation of neuron differentiation; regulation of transcription by RNA polymerase II; brain development. Gene Ontology annotation, molecular function: DNA-binding transcription factor activity, RNA polymerase II-specific; RNA polymerase II cis-regulatory region sequence-specific DNA binding. Gene Ontology annotation, cellular component: nucleus. NCBI's taxonomy places the organism in Eukaryota, Metazoa, Chordata, Aves, Phaethontiformes, Phaethontidae. The record is from RefSeq and is a predicted model, not a curated record.
GCUGGCAAGGAGGUGAGCUGCGGCCAGUGCGCCGCCUCCUUCGCCGGCCUGCAGAGCUACAUGGAGCACCGCUGCACCGGCGCCCGCCCGCCCCCGCCACUGAGGGGGGAGAGCGGGAGCGAGAGCAGUGAGGAUGGGGAGGAGGAGAGCGACGUGGAGAACCUGGCCGGCGAGAUCGUUUACCAGCCGGAUGGCUCAGCCUACAUCGUGGAGAGCCUCAGCCAGCUGGUGCAGAGCGGGGGCACCUGCAGCAGCGGGGAACUCUCUGCCCAAGCGGGAGAGCCCUCCGCCGCCGCUCCUGUCUACCCACAGAUCAUCAACACCUUCCACAUAGCCUCAUCCUUCGGGAAGUGGUUUGAGGGCUCAGACCAGGCCUUCCCGAAUACCUCAGCCCUGGCGGGAAUCAGCCCAGUCCUGCACAGCUUCCGCGUCUUUGAUGUGCGACACAAAAGCAACAAGGAUUACCUGAACAGCGACGGUUCUGCCAAAAGCUCCUGCGUAUCCAAAGAUGUUCCCAACAAUGUGGACCUGUCCAAAUUCGAUGGCUUUGUGCUCUACGGGAAGAGGAAGCCCAUCCUGAUGUGUUUCUUGUGCAAGCUCUCCUUUGGGUAUGUCCGCUCAUUCGUGACCCAUGCGGUGCACGACCACCGAAUGACUCUGAGUGAGGAGGAGCGGAAAAUUCUUAGCAAUAAGAACAUCUCCGCUAUCAUCCAAGGGAUAGGCAAAGACAAGGAACCCCUU